Myxozyma melibiosi is the source of this 1629-nucleotide messenger RNA. RefSeq names its product ubiquitin 3 binding protein But2 C-terminal domain-containing protein. Lineage: Eukaryota; Fungi; Ascomycota; Lipomycetes; Lipomycetales; Lipomycetaceae. The record is from RefSeq and is a predicted model, not a curated record. The coding region runs from base 1 to 1629 and encodes 542 amino acids. The transcript has a single exon.
AUGAAGUUCAACACUGCUUCCUCCUUUGCUCUCGCCUCCCUCGCUGCCUCGCUCGUCUCGGCCGCGCCUCUCUCCAAGCGCGCCGACUCGACCUUCAGUCUCUUGACUAUCGCCUCGGGCUCGGCUCUCCAGUACGCCAACGUCGGUGCUUCCGACGGUGCCGUCACCAUCGCCGGUGACUCCACCAUCUUCACCAUCGACAGCGGCAGACUCUUCAUCGACGGCUCCGAGCAGAUCAUCUACAUCGAUCCCAGCUCCCGCCAGGUCAAGUACUCCACCAGCCCUCCCGCGGAAGCCGUCACCGUCGCCUGGUCGCUCAGCUCCGACGGCAACAGCCUCGUCCUCAACAGCGAGAGCAACGGUGUCGCCUGCCCUGCCUCGGGUUCCGCCUACUCGCUCUACUGGGGCAACGGCACCUCGGCAGACUUCUGCGGCAGCGAUGCCAUCGGCGUCGAGCUCUACUACGUCGAGGAAACCGUCAGCGCCUCCUCCUCCUCCGUCGCGUCCUCGACCUCCUCCGUCGCGGCUGCCACCUCUUCCGUCGCGGCUGCCACCUCUUCCGCCGCUGCCUCGUCGUCCGAGGACCUCUUCGGCGUCCUUGCCAUCCGCUCUGGCUCGCCGAUCCAGUACGCCGGCCUCUCGAUCAAGGGUGAUGGCAACCUCUACUUUGGCGCCGAGACCUCGAUCGAGAACUACAUCGACAGCGGCGCGCUCAAGAUCGAGGGCUCGGAUGCAACCAUCUACGUUGAUCCCAAGACCUCUGCUCUCAAGUACAGCACCAACCCUCCCGCUGAGGCUGUUGCGGUCGCUUGGACUAUCGACGGCACCACUCUCGAGCUGAACGGUGAGAGCGACGCUAUUGCCUGCGGCGACAACUACCAGGUCUACUGGUCGACCUCUGGCAGCGAUGACGUCUGCGGCGGCAAGACUGCCUACGGCGCUCUUCUUUACGUCUCGCCUAUCUCCUCGACUACCGCCGCUUCCACCACUUCCUCUGCCGCGGUCUCCACCGUCUCGGCCGCUGGUUCGUCCUCUGCCACCACCACCACGACUCUUGUGACCAAGACCAAGACCGCUGCCGGCUCUGCUGCUACCACCACCACUGUCGCUACCACUUCCGUCGCCGUUGCCGCUGCCGCCUCUGCCGCUAAGGCCACCGCGUCGCUCUUGCCUCCCAACCUCCUGAUCCCCGUCAAGAAGGAGAACCCCAACAAGGUCUUUGGCGCUCAGUACACCGGCUCGAUCGUUGCUGGCGACAAGGAGGUCGACACCUUUGCCUCCUUCGACAUUCCCCAGCUCAAGGACUCUGUCAAGUCCUGCAAGUUGAUCUGGACCCCUCCCUCCGCCAACUCGUUCCCUUCGACCAUCUCCGGCUCCAAGAAGUUCCAGAUCUUCAAGAUCGCCGACACCCUCGACGAGUCCACUCUCUCCUGGAACAAGCGCCCCACUCGCGGUGACUUGGUCGGUGUCGUCGACGCCACCACCGGCACUUUCACCGCCUCCUCUGUCUCUUGCGACUUUGGCAAGAAGCAGCAGUUCGAGCUCGCUCCUUACGGAUCUGAGGACGAGGUCUCCUGGUUCCAGGAGUGGAACCCGCUCACCGGUCUCAACUACGCCCUUCUUGCUUAA